GAGUAUUUUGGGCAGUUCGUGGGAUCUGAGUCGAGCAUUGGAGAAGGGAGUUUGAUGUAGUGUUGAUGUGCCGUAGUUGGAUUUUUUUUGGUGCUCGUUCGAGUUGUCGCCUUGGUGGGGUUAGGGUACAGGAAGAACGAGUGUGUGUGUGUGUGUGUGUGUGUUUGUGUUUGUUUGUGGGGUGGUGUCUUUGGAUGCGGGAUGAGGAGAUUUUGUUUCAGUUUACGGUGUUUGGAAGCGGAUCGUUUUGGGAGAUUAAGAAGAGUGGUGUCGAGAGCAUCGUAAAGUUUGGGCGUGUUCCUUGGUCUUCACUGUGAGUGCGGCGGAAUUGAAGACGGGCACUUCGGCCGUGCUUGAUGGCGUCUUCGGCCAUCUUUUUAUUUUCUUGAUUCUUCAAUUUUUGUUUUUUGAAUUUGUGGAUUGUUCUCGCGAAGGCGCGUGGUCUCGUUGCUUCCUUUUGACUUGCAAAGUUAGACUGUUGGUGGAGGAUUCUACUCUGUGUGGUAAUACGUCCUUCCAAGGAUCGAUCCAAGGUGAUUGCGUUUAGGUCGAACUUUCAAAUCAAACACUAUGUCAGAACAAAGUGAUUUGACGCAAAGCAUCCCAGACUCUGUGAUGGAAAGUGUUAACAAGAUGCCUGCUUCUCAGACUGCUCCUACUUCCGAGUACGGACCUAGCAAUCGGUUCUUGACGAAGGAUAAGACCGUGCACCAGCUUCUCGGUGGAGGCUUAGUCGCUGAUUCGGCCCUCUGGAGAGACCGGUACCUCUCCGGUGGAACUCUGGGCGGUUCGACGCUCCUCUGGAUUCUUCUGGAGAAAUCUGGCUACACAUUUCUUACAUUGGUGUGCAACAUCCUCCUGUUCGUGGUCGUCAUUCUCUUUGUCUGGUCGAACGUUGCUACUCUGAUUAACAGGCCUGGUCCACCGGUACCGGAGCUGUCUCUCUCCGAAAAUUUUGUUAUGAACACCGCUAAUCUCAUCCGGAUUGAAGUUAACAAGGCUUUGCACAUCGCUCGUACCGUUGCGCUUGGCAAGGACUUCAAGCUGUUUUUAUUGGUGGUAGCUUCCUUGUAUGUUGUGUCGAUUGUCGGCUCCUGGUUCAACUUGCUAACCUGCGUGUGGAUUGGCAUUGUGUGGUUUCACGUGGUUCCGUUCAUCUUCGACAAGUACGAGGAUGUGAUCGAUCACCAUGCACAGAAGGCAUCGGAAGCAGCGAGCGUGCAGUACAGGAAGCUGGACGACGCGAUCUUACGCAAGAUCCCGAGAGCCCCGUCAAUGAAGAAGAGGAUGUAGGGUGGCAGAAGGUGUGCACAUGAAUGGGUGGGGAGUGGGGUGGGGAGCAUCCAAGUGGGGGAAGGUGGUGUAUAUACGUAAAUAGCUGGCGAGCAGCAAGAUGUUGGCGGAUGCGUGAUGUUUGGAUGUAUGGAUCUCUUGGAAUGGCAAUGUGCAGCGUAGUAGGAGGAAGUGAAGGGAUAAAACAUGGCGUACGAAUAUAUAGCUGUAUCCAGUCUGUUGAGGAGACGUGGGUUGUGGACAAAUUUUCCUACGAAUUGAAACUACAUAUUAUUGGAGUUGGAAAGAAACGUCUGGGUGGAAGUUGGAACUGCCGGUGAAUGUGGACAUGAAAGCUUUCGGACCAAGCGAUGUUUGUGCAGUGCAAUGAAGAGGAUUCACUGACCAAUCCCCAUCCGUUCAGUCAUUCCUGGUCUUUUCAUUUUUAUUUCAAUUUGAUUGUUUUGGAUUUAUGCUUGGUUUUAAUUUAAGAUAUUAGUCCAGGAUAUUGCAAUGUGAGUUAGUAAUUUAUCCAAUUUUAAGUUUCUUGACAUUCAGCUUUCAAUUUGACCUUCAAAUCUUCAUUGUCUUUUGGUUUCAGUGUGAGGCACAUAUCUGGAACGUCUAAUUGCUUGUAAUUUCAUUAUUUCAAUCAAUUGAGCUCUGAACUUUAUUUUGGCUUGCAA
Molecule: messenger RNA, 1958 nt
Organism: Physcomitrium patens
Lineage: Eukaryota; Viridiplantae; Streptophyta; Bryopsida; Funariales; Funariaceae
Product: reticulon-like protein B10
Biological process (GO): response to bacterium
Source: RefSeq, a predicted model, not a curated record